Molecule: messenger RNA, 2892 nt
Organism: Oncorhynchus tshawytscha (Chinook salmon)
Lineage: Eukaryota; Metazoa; Chordata; Actinopteri; Salmoniformes; Salmonidae
Product: rab11 family-interacting protein 4A-like
Exons: 13
Coding region: 451-2031 (526 amino acids)
Biological process (GO): regulation of cytokinesis; endocytic recycling
Cellular component (GO): recycling endosome membrane; midbody; endocytic vesicle
Source: RefSeq, a predicted model, not a curated record
GUUAGCUGUUCUGUUGACGGUAUAGUGUGUUAGCUGUUCUGUUGACGGUACAGUGUGUUAGCUGUUCUGUUGACGGUAUAGUGUGUUAGCUGUUCUGUUGACGGUACAGUGUGUUAGCUGUUCUGUUGACGGUAUAGUGUGUUAGCUGUUCUGUUGACGGUAUAGUGUGUUAGCUGUUCUGCUGACGGUACAGUGCUGGAGCGCUGGUGUAGUGUGUUCGUCGCUGGUCUUCUUCUAUCAAAAUUUCUGUGGAUUGUAAUUGGAGGACUACUGUUUGGGCUGGACCUAUUGGACUGUGUGUGUGUGUUCGGACCUGGCAUACACACGUGUCGUGUGUGUGUAUGAACGAUCUAUAUUGUGACUGAACAACACACGUGCAGACGGUAAUUGUUAGGAGGGUGUGGAUUACCCGUGUCUGGGCAGUGUGUGUGGAUGUGUGUGUGUGUGUAAAUGUAUGUGGCCGUGGAAUCAGGAAUGGACAGCACACUUCAGAGGAGAGGAGAGAGCCCCCUUGCAAUGGACUUCACGAACGGCGAGGCCCGACUGGGCCCUCCCAUCAUCAUGUGUACCCGUCCAUACCCAGACUGCAGUGUGGAACAGGGGGAGUGUUGUGACAUGGACAGCACCAAUGAGAGCGGGGUGGGCUCUGACACCUCUGAUGGGGGGCGGAGCAACGAGAAAGAGGAGGGGCUAGGUGGACUGUUCAACAAUUCUGGCCAGCUGAUUGGCUCGGCUUCUGCGUCCGUCUUCUCGGGGGAGGAACAGUUUGAGGACUACGGAGAGGGGGAGGAUGUGGACUACACUCCCAGUAGCCCUUGCCCCGACGAUGACGCUCGCACCAACGGCUUCUCAGACCUCGGCUCCUCUCUGCCCUCCAGUGCUGGUCAGACCCCUCUGAAGAUGUGUCACCUGUACAACAGUGAUGUGUUGGAUGUCUAUUGUUCUCAGUGCUAUAAGAAGGUUAACCUGCUCAACGACCUGGAGGCCAGGCUCAACAACCUCAGAGCCAACAGCCCCAACAGAAAGAUAUCCAGCACUGCCUUUGGACGUCAGUUGUUCCAACACAACCACAGUGCUUUUAGCAGCAGUCAGGGAAGCACAGAGGACCUGUUCAGAGACUCCAUUGACUCUUGUGAUGUGGACAUUACUGAGAAGGUGAGUUACCUGGAGAAGAAGGUGACCGAGCUGGAGAAUGACAGUCUGGCUAAUGGAGACCUCAAGUGUAAACUCAAACAGGGCAACACACAGCUAGUACACAGGGUUCAUGAGUUGGAGGAGCAGCUGAAGGAUCAGGAGAGCAGAGCAGAUCAGACCCUGGAGGAAGAGACACAUAGACACAGAGAGACCUACUGCAAGAUGGAGAGAGACAAGAACACGGACAUAGAGCUGCUCAGUAACAGAGUUCAGCAGCUGGAGGAGGAGAAUGGGGAGAUGAAACUGAACGUGUGUAAACUGAAGUCUCAGACUGAGAAACUAGACCAGGAGAAGCAGCGUAUGACAGACCGGUUGGAGGACACCAGUCUGAGGCUGAAGGAUGAGAUGGACCUCUACAGGAAGAUGAUGGACAAGCUGUGGCAGAACAGACAUGAAUUCCAGAAGGAGAGAGAGGCCAUGCAAGAGUUGAUAGAGGACCUGCGUAGGGAGUUGGAGCACUUGCAGCUGUUUAAGCUGGGUUCAGAGGCGGGGCAGGGGGCGGGGCUAUCAGAAUACAACGCCAAGACACGGGAAAUAGAGAUGGAGCAUGAGGUCAAGAGACUCAAACAGGAGAACUUUAAGCUGCGGGACCAGAACGAUGACCUGAACAGUCAGAUCCUCAGUCUGAGUCUGUAUGAAGCUAAGAACCUAUUUGCCUGCCACACCAAGGCCCAGUCACUGGCUGCUGAGAUAGACAACGCAUCUAGGGACGAGUUGGUGGAUGCUCUGAAGGAGCAGGAGUGUGUUAACCUACGUCUGAGACAGUAUAUGGAUAAAAUCAUCCUGGCCAUUCUGGACCACAACCCCUCUAUCCUGGAGAUCAAGAGUAACAGUUAAACACACACUCACACACACACACACACACACACACACACACACUUCCACGCCUGGGGAUGAGACAGAACUUAAAACAACUGACACUCAAAACAACUGACAGCUGUCUGUGGUUUACAGCUGAAACUCGCCGUCUACUCUAUCUGUCAAUCAACUGUUAGAUGUCCCGCCUCCUUUAUCUAUCCCACCAAUGAUGAACUGUUAUUAUGUUGCCAAGAAGAGAAACUGUGCUACUGAAUGACACUAUCCGGAGACUAGCAGUAUUAUGAUGGUGUUCACAUUAUGAUGAUGAUAAUUAUUCUAAGUUAGGUUGACACACUCUCUCUCUGGGUUCACGAGCUCCAGGAUGACUGUCCACUAGCCUACAAUGAUGUCAUCAUUUAUUACUGAUUUAACAAUGGGAAUAUUUGCAAACCGGAGCGUGCCACUUUUGAUUGGCUAAUUGAGCUGUUCGAUCACGUUCAAAAGUGGGGAAAGGUCGUAGGUGAGCGGACGAGGAAGUGUAACAGAGUGUGGGUAGGUUAAGACAAGGGAUUUUGAGGUUCCUUCGGGUUAAGGUCUGAUAGCUUGGUAGAGAUGGGAGUCGUUGGUCAUAUUAUGGACCGUUCGGAUGUUUGAUGCCGGGAUACAGUAGCAAUCAACCGUGAGGUGUGCAACGGGGACCAAGGGUGAGUCUCAAUAGUCACUUCCUCUUCUUGUCUUCUCUUUCCUCUACACUGACAGGACAGGUGAAAGAUGCCCCACUCAGAUACUUCCUUCCACCUGUCCUGUCUUCUCUGAUCAGUGCAAAUCAAGGAAAGGAAAGGAAGGAGAUGAGGCCCUCCCUCCCCCUCCUGUCCUCCUCCCUCCCUCCCUCCUCCCUCC